Molecule: messenger RNA, 1093 nt
Organism: Prunus mume (Japanese apricot)
Lineage: Eukaryota; Viridiplantae; Streptophyta; Magnoliopsida; Rosales; Rosaceae
Product: small ribosomal subunit protein uS2y-like
Biological process (GO): translation
Cellular component (GO): small ribosomal subunit; ribosome
Molecular function (GO): structural constituent of ribosome
Source: RefSeq, a predicted model, not a curated record
AAAAGAACCAAAAAUAAAAACGAAGAGAAAGAGAAGCAAAGGGUUGCAAGGGUUUUAUUCCCACCCAGCCUCUCAUAUAUAAAGGAAACAAACUCGCCGUCUUGCACCUCACAGCCUCGUUUUCACUCUAGCACACAAAACCUCCAGGAGGGAUUCUAGGGUUUUCAGAGGCUCAUCUCUCUCUGUCGAAGUCUUAACCAUGGCGACUAACGCCGCUGCACCUCCGCGUCAGCUCUCUCAGAAAGAGGCUGACAUCCAGAUGAUGUUGGCCGCUGAGGUCCAUUUGGGUACCAAAAACUGUGACUUUCAGAUGGAAAGAUACGUCUUUAAGCGCCGCAAUGAUGGAAUUUACAUUAUAAAUCUUGGCAAAACCUGGGACAAACUUCAGCUGGCGGCCAGGGUGAUUGUUGCUAUUGAGAAUCCCAAGGAUAUAAUUGUACAAUCAGCAAGGCCCUAUGGGCAGAGGGCUGUCCUUAAGUUUGCUCAGCACACUGGUGCUAAUGCAAUUGCCGGGAGGCACACUCCUGGUACCUUUACCAACCAGAUGCAGACUUCUUUCAACGAGCCCCGUCUUCUCAUUCUGACUGAUCCAAGAACUGAUCACCAGCCAAUCAAGGAAGCAGCUCUUGGAAACAUACCCACCAUUGCCUUCUGUGAUACUGAUUCUCCUAUGCGUUAUGUUGAUAUUGGCAUCCCAGCUAAUAACAAGGGAAAGCACAGCAUAGGAUGUCUGUUUUGGCUCCUAGCAAGGAUGGUUUUGGAGAUGCGAGGUUCCCUCCGUCCAGGGCAUAAGUGGGAUGUCAUGGUUGAUCUGUUCUUCUAUAGAGAGCCUGAGGAGGCCAAGGAAAAGGAGGAGGAAGAAGCUGUUGCAGACUCAGGUUAUGGAAUGGGUGGAUAUACUGCACCCGGUAUUGAUCUUGGUGGUGAUCAAUGGCCUACCCAAGCUUCUGAUGCUACUUGGCUAGCAGAUGCCCCUGCAGCUGCCCCAGCUCCUGGUGUUGGCUGGAAUGCAGAACCAGCACCUUUAACGGCAGAUGUGUGGGAAGCUAUUCCACCAACACAGGCUCCUGUCCCCUUGAAUGAAGUUGUUUAA